This is a messenger RNA of Cyphellophora attinorum, 1137 nucleotides long. RefSeq lists its product as uncharacterized. The transcript has a single exon. The coding region runs from base 1 to 1137 and encodes 378 amino acids. The record is from RefSeq and is a predicted model, not a curated record. Lineage: Eukaryota; Fungi; Ascomycota; Eurotiomycetes; Chaetothyriales; Cyphellophoraceae.
AUGCUUGGCAAAGUUGUCAGCGAUCAGCAGGAACCUUCCCUGGCGAAGCACGUGCGCCGCUUGACGCUGAACGUCGAUGAUCUCCUUGAUGAUCUCACACGAGCCGAGUGGCAAUGCUGCCCCAUGCAUGCCUCUCGAGCGACUUCAAACCGCUUGCCAGCCGCAGAUGAAGAGAGAGUCUCAAUCCUCCAAAAAACAUUGGUUUGUCGCCGUCGCUGGAGGGUGGAUCUGUUCUCGGCGAUCCUGGACAAAUUUGCUAUGCUAGAAGAUGUCGAUGUUCGUGUCAGAUUUCCCGCAGACUCAGCGUUGUUGCCGGAAUCUGUAGCCCAAACCCUCGAGGCCGACGUCGUCGCUACAAUCACGGACGUCGUCUUCGUUGUCUUGCCCUCAAAGCUACUCACGAUGAAGAGCCUUAUCAUCAAAUCUUGCCCCGAGUCUACGUGGCAGCGAGUCUCGCGAGGGGACUUGACUGGUCUCCGUGGUUCUCUGGGCUCUCUAAUCGCUGCCUCAAGUCUACUGAAGCUGCAAGUGGAGAUCUGGAUCCCUUAUGCCGACAGGUAUGCAGGACCAUAUCAGCCAGAAACGCCCUGCCCGGGUGCCCACCGACUGAACACGAUUUCUUUCCAAAGCUUGCAAGAGUUGCAUCUGAACUUUGCGGUGCGAAUUGGUGAUCGCACCAUUCCUGCUCAGCGAGCUCCAGUGGAGCAGUGCAGGGCGUUGCUCAGCUCAAACUUUCAGUCUCUUCGCGUACUGUCUCUAAAUGGGUUCUGGUUUGAUGAUCAACAGCAGCUGAGCACGUUCCUUGUUCGGUCCACGCCAGAGCUGCGGAGCAUCACUCUUGGCUGCACUACUCUUCAACGAGGCCUUUGGUGGGAUUUCCUCACAAGCCUGCGUGACUGUCCACAUCUUGACCGUGUACGUCUAGUAGGACCUGUCCUGCGUGAUGCUUCAUCGCUCAGCUGGCGUCUGACGCCGAAAGAGAUUGAUCCGCGUCCCCUAGACUUCGGAGAUAGUGUGACACACAAAGAGCUGGAGGAUUACGCUACCCGAAGGUCAGAGAUCGAUCCUCGCCACCGCCUGCGGCCAGACAUCGAGCGAAUCAUCGUCUGGGGCGCGCCUCACGAAGUCGCGCUGUGA